CCCGUCGCGUCGCGGUCUCGCGGACUCCGGAGGAACCCUCUAGGCCCCGUCUCCGAAAACAGCGGGCGCCAUUCCCGGGCGGAGGCCGGCCCAGAUCCGAGUACGGCGGCGACGGGCGGGAUGACGGGUGGCGGCGCGGCGGCGGCGGCGCAGGCGUACGGCGAGGCCUGGUACUGGGACGAGCGCUACCGCAAGGAGGCCGGGCCCUUCGACUGGUACCAGAAGUACCCGGCCCUCGCGCCGCUGCUCCGCCUCUACGUCGCGCCGCACCAACGCCUUCUCCUCGUCGGGUGCGGCAACUCCGUAUUUGGUGAAAACAUGAUCGAUGAUGGUUAUCAAGAUGUUGUCAACAUCGAUAUAUCUUCUGUGGUAAUUGAGCAAAUGAAGAAGAAAUACCACGAUAAGCCUCAACUUAAAUACAUGAAGAUGGAUGUAAAGAACAUGUCAGAUUUUGGGUCUGGUUCAUUUGAUGCUGUUAUUGACAAAGGAACACUAGAUUCUCUCAUGUGUGGCCAAAAUUCCCAAGAGAAUGCAACGAAGAUGCUAGAGGAGGUGAACAGAAUCCUCAAGGAAAAUGGUGUCUACAUGCUGAUCACUUAUGGGGAUCCAAGUUACCGCUUGCGUCUCUUGAAGGACAUGGAAAAUUGGACAGUAAAGCUCCAUGUCAUAGAAAGAUGGGAGAAAAGCUCAAACCAGAAUAAAUGGGAACUGACAAAACCAUUGCCUUUAGAUGACGAUAGCACAUCACUAGUUGCACUUCUUGGCCCGAAACCUGAUGUCCACUACAUCUAUGUCUGUGUAAAGGGCAACGGUGGCGCAAGUGCGGGUUCUAAAGUUGGAGAAGCUGCCAAUUGAUUUCUCCUAUAACCCAUCUGAACCGACGUGCGUAACCAGUGUAGCAAAUAAUGUAGAGCUAGAACAGAUGAUGUACCUCAAAUCGUUGUUGCUUCAUUGAAUAAUAAUAACCAGUGUGUGAAUAAUGUAGAACAGAUGUUGUACCUCUAAUUGUCGUUGUUUCAGUGUUUCCCUAAUUCGAUUGACGCUCAGUGAUGUUGUACUUGUA
Molecule: messenger RNA, 1063 nt
Organism: Sorghum bicolor (sorghum)
Lineage: Eukaryota; Viridiplantae; Streptophyta; Magnoliopsida; Poales; Poaceae
Product: methyltransferase-like protein 13
Exons: 9
Coding region: 121-855 (244 amino acids)
Molecular function (GO): S-adenosylmethionine-dependent methyltransferase activity
Source: RefSeq, a predicted model, not a curated record